AUGAGCGAUAUACAAGAAUCCACUGAGCAAUUUUCUCUGGAAGAGUCUGCCACGGUUUAUGUCGAUGAGGUUCAGGGUUCUGACAAAACUGGCACUGGAGAAAGGGAGAAUCCAUAUCAAACAUUGGUCUGUGCACUUCAAAGUCGAGGAGAGGUCAAGAUACUCAUUAAAAAAUCGUCCGACGGAGAUUAUAAUGACGUUUCCGGUGCUGCAUUGAAAAAAGCGAGAAAGCGUGUCGAGGAUUUGGCGAAGAAAGCAAAGAAAGCCGAGGAACAGAAAAGAUUGGAUGCUGAAAAGGAACGACAAUUAUUAGCUGAAGCAAAACUUAUUGUCCUUGAGAGAGACCCGAGUCUUCCAGAAGCUACAAAGGGGAAAGACAUAAAAUUCAUUAUUUUGAGAGAUGGUACUGGCUAUCUUCAAUGUGUUUUAACUGGAAAACUGUGUCACACCUAUGACGCUUUGACGUUGACUUUAGAAUCUACAAUCACUGUUUAUGGCGUUAUUUCUGAACUGCCUGAAGGAAAGACGGCUCCUGACAAUCAUGAGCUUUCCGCAAACUAUUGGGAAGUAAUUCAUAAAGCGCCUGGAGGUGCAGAUGCAUUUACCAAUCAAUUAAAUGCUGAGGCUGAUCCAUCGGUGUUAUAUGAACAACGUCACCUUGUUAUCCGUGGUGAAACCGCAUCUGCUGUGUUAAAGGUUCGCUCUCAGAUAACGAAGGCGUUUCGUGAUCAUUUUCAUGAUAAAGGAUUCACCGAAGCGGAGAUGGCAUUUAUCACAUUUGAUGAUUUAUUAAACACAUUAGAGGAUUUGAUUUGUGACACAAUUGAUAGAGUGCUCUCCCAUGAGCCAACUCGAGAACUGGUUUAUCAACUUAAUCCUGGCUUUAAACCACCUGAACGUCCAUUUAUGCGCUUAGAUUAUAAGGACGCUCUACAAUACUUAAAAGAACAUGAUAUUAAAAAAGAAGAUGGCACUUUCUUUGAAUUCGGUGAGGAUAUCCCGGAAUCACCUGAACGUACUAUGACUGAUCAAAUCAACCGUCCAAUCUUUCUAUGUCGGUUUCCUGCUGAAAUCAAAAGUUUUUAUAUGAAACGCUGUGAAGAUGACCGUCGUAUAACGGAGAGUGUAGAUGUACUAAUGCCUGGUGUUGGUGAAAUUGUGGGAGGCAGCAUGAGAAUUUCCGAUUUGAACGAGCUUUUAGAAGGUUACAAGCGGGAAGGCAUCGAUCCCAUGCCCUAUUAUUGGUAUACGGACCAACGAAAGUAUGGAACGACGGAACACGGAGGAUUUGGAUUAGGGGUUGAACGUUUCAUAGCUUGGAUGUUAAAUCGUGAUACUGUCAAAGAGUGUUGUUUAUAUCCCAGAUUCGUGGGACGUUGUCUACCCUGA
Messenger RNA from Acaulospora colombiana, 1389 nucleotides. NCBI's taxonomy places the organism in Eukaryota, Fungi, Glomeromycota, Glomeromycetes, Diversisporales, Acaulosporaceae. The record is from the annotation of a GenBank genome assembly.